Messenger RNA from Funneliformis caledonium, 1092 nucleotides. The record is from the annotation of a GenBank genome assembly. NCBI's taxonomy places the organism in Eukaryota, Fungi, Glomeromycota, Glomeromycetes, Glomerales, Glomeraceae.
AUGAAGAAAUUUAUCAUUAGAGAAUGGGCUGAGCUUAUUUCGGUCCCUAUUACCUUAAAUGAACAAUCUCAACAAGUCUUUGAGCAUGCUGACUUGCCCGAGGUGAACGAUGAACUAUCAGUGACAUUACGACUUAAACUUCAGAGUCAUUCUUCCAGUUGGGCUAUUAUUUUUCACAAAGGUACCGAACCGUUUAUACGAACUCCUAGGCUCGUGUUGUUACCAAAUAAAUCCUCAUUACAUGCUCGGUUCACUGGCAACUGGACUAAUAAUGCAGGAAUUUAUGAGCUCGGUGAUGGACUUUUGUUGAACAAAUGGUACCAUAUCGCUUAUACGCUUUCUGAUUCCAAAAAAAGAUUAGACAUCUACAUUGACGGACAAUGGUUCGGAUUCUAUGGUAUCCAGAACGUUACAACGGAAAAUGUUGUCUUCAAUGAAGGACCAUUAUAUAUCGGACGUUCUUUCGACAAUGGAUUUAAUGGUGAAAUUUGUAAUUUUCGCUAUUUUAAUUGGCGUUUACGUGCCGAAGAAGUGAAGGAAGAUUUUAUUAAUAAAUUAAUUGAAAAUGGGUCGAAGGUCGCUCUUGUUCAUGUACUUACUAAAAAAUAUUUAACUACUAAAGGGAUUAGAUAUCCAAAAGGUCAAGUUAUGGCUGUUUGUAAUGGUCAGGAAUUAGAUUUGAAAAAUGAUGUUUUUACUGUUAUUGAAGCUCAUGGGACGAGUGUUAACGCGGGUAGCCCGGUGCCAUUUAAUACAACUAUUGGAUUUAAGCAUCAAGCGACAAAGGCAUUUUUACAUUCUCAUAAUUUUAAUAGUGGAUGUACAUCGAUUACAAACCAUUUGCAGGUGACCAUCUGGGAUGGUAGAGAUGGUAACGAUGACUGGGUCAUUCGACGUUAUGGUUCUAAAGAUAACUCGGGUUAUUUGUCGAAUGGUGAUAUAAUUAGCCUACACCAUGUACUCAAUGAUAGAUCCCUUUAUAGUCAUCCCGUAUUAUUGGAUGAUGGAACUCAAGAAGUUUCUUGUCAUGGAAAUGGAAAUGUUGAAAAUAAUAAGUGGCGCAUUGAAUUAAUUGAUGAUUCGAAAAUUUAA